AUGAAGCUACAGUUUCUGUCAACUCUUCUACCUCAACAGGAAGGUUCAAGUAAAGUUUGCUCAUUGGCUUGCACUCCGAAUGGUUUGAAAUUGGCUGUUGUUGGACGAGAUCGCGUUAUUACCUUGAUCGAUGAUAAGGGUGAAGUUAAGGACCGAUUUAGUUCGAAACCACUUGAUGCUAAGUAUGGGAAAAGAUCUUAUAUUAUCAAAUGGAUCUGCUUUUCUCCGGACUCAUCGCGGCUCGCUUUAGCACAAUCAGACAAUGUUGUUUAUGUCUAUAAAACAGGAGAAACAUGGAACGAAAAGAAACUGAUAGUGAAUAAACUACCACAGACAGCUGCUGUCAAUGUUGUUCAAUGGCCGUUUGAUGACAAGUUAUUGUUAGGACUGAACGAUGGAAAGUUGCGAGUUGGUGUGCUAAGCAGUAACAAAUGCACUUCGCUUUAUAAGACAGACGAAUCGGUUGUUAGCAUCAGCGUGAAUCCUCGAAGAACCGCAUUUGUUUCCGGACAUCAAGAUGGCUCAAUAAUUCAUUUCACAUUUAGCAGCAAAAAUCAGAUCAAAAUAUGUUCAGUGCCUGGGGCACCUUUUUGUCUGGUCUACACUGCACAUGGAAUUAUUGCUGUUAGCGAUCGCAGAGUAUUUUCGUAUACUGAAAAUGGUUUGGUCCAACAACAAUUUGAUUUCUCUUCUCAACAUGAAAAAGAGUUCUCCGCAAUAACAACUGAUACAACUGGUAACAAUGUGGUCCUGGGGAGCUUCGACAGACUACGACUUUUUUCGUGGUCAUUUCGCAGAGGAGCAUGGGAAGAAGGCAAUACUCUAGACAUAAGUAACUUAUAUGUCUGUAGUGCUCUUGCAUGGAAAGCUGAUGGAUCAGCAGUGUAUUGUGGAACCCUAUGUGGUGGAGUAAUAUCGGUAGAUUGCUGCCUACGAAGAGGAAUGUUGAAAAGUCGUUUUGAAACAACAUAUGUCGCUCCAUCGCAUGUUAUUGUACGCGAUGUCACGACAAACUCGAAGACAAAUUUGUUGUCGCAAAAAGGAUAUGCCAUCGAUAAUCUCAAGGUGAUGGGAAGGGAUCGCUUUAUUGUCGCCUACACGGCAUCGUCACUGAUCAUAGCAAGUAUUGAAACAGGACUUGCUUCAGAAAUUGAAUGGCAAUCGGGAGGCAACGAAAAAUUCUAUUUUGAUUUCGAACACGUCUGCAUAAUAGUGAAUGCUGGCGAAAUAACGGUAGUAGAAUACGGUCUCGAUGGCCCAUUAGGAUGGGUGCGGACUGAACUCACCAGCCCCCAUCUCAUAAGCGUAAGCAUCGCAAGAGGACCACCUGGAUCACAGCCGUUGAAGAAGAUAGCUUAUCUCACGGAUCCGACGUCACUGGCAAUCAAGAAUCUGUUGAAUGAUGAAACAGAAGUGGUUAUCAAUCACACAACGGUCAUUGACUGGCUUGAGCUCAGCGAAAGUGCUACAAAGCUUCUUUUUCGUGAUAAGCGUUCGCGUCUUACACUUUUGGAUGGAAGUCGGCAAACGACUCUGCUAAAUUUCUGUACUUACGUCCAAUGGGUACCUGCCAGUGAUGUGGUGGUAGCUCAGUCUGGUAAUACUCUUCAUGUUUGGUAUAACCCGUCGAUACCGGAUCAAGUCACUACGGUAGCAAUAAAAGGAGAGGUGGAAGCGGUUUUAAGAGAUGCUGAAAGAACUGAGGUCAUAGUGCAGGAAUCCAAUGCUAAAGUUGCCUAUGAACUGGAUAAUGUCCAGAUAGAUUUUGGAUCGGCUAUUGAGGCCGGAGAUCUCUCAAGAGCAGCUGCUUUCUUGGACCAUUACAGAGUUGCUGAUGAUUCAUACGUGAUGUGGAACAAAGUCGCGCAGCUAGCCCUGGACCAAAGCAAUUUCUUCAUAGCACAGCGAUGUUUCGCAGCUCUUGGGGAUUUUGGAAGAGCACGAGCUGUUUUUAAAAUAAUGGAAUUAGCUGAAGUUGCAGCCAAAGAGAUUGGAGGUGAUGGUACACAAUCAUACAAAGUCAGAGCAAGUGUGGCACAGCUGAGACGUAAAUUCAAGGAAGCUGAGAAGAUCUAUCUGGAACAGAAUGCUGUGGAAGAAGCUAUUGAGAUGUAUCAAACUCUCCACAAAUGGGAUGAAGCACUAGAACUGGCAAAGGCAACGAAUUACGGUGGCUAUGAACAGCUGAAGGCAAAUUACUAUAGGGCCCUUUUCGAUACAGGACAAGAUGCAAAAGCUGCAGAAAUCAAAAUAGCAGAUGGUGACGUUGCUGGAGCUGUGAAUCUGUAUCUGAAAGCCAAACAACCGGUACAAGCUCUAUCAACAGCGCUCACGGAUCCGGCACUGGCUAAGGAUGAUCAGUUAAUGUCAACUAUAGCUGCUCAGCUGAUGCAGUCGCAGAUUUUCGACAAGGCUGGAGAAUUAUAUGAACAUAUGAAGGAUUUCGAAAAAGCCUUAGAAUGCUAUGUCAAUGGAAAAGCCUUUAACAAAGCAAUACAGCUGGCACGAUUCUCGGCUCCUGAACAAGUGGUGAAACUUGAAGAGGAUUGGGGUGAUUAUUUGGUGUCAAUGGGACAACAUGAAGCUUCCAUAAAUCAUUUCCUAGAAGCGAACAGUUUAACGAAAGCUGCAGAAGCAGCUAUACAAGCAAAGGAAUGGAGCAAAGCUGUACAGAUUGCCGAUGUUAUCCAGGAUCCGCAAGUUUCCAGCGAUUUCUACGGACGUAUUGCUGCGCAUUAUGCAACAACCGAAGAGCUUGACAGGGCUGAGCGCCUGUAUUUGGAAGCAAAUCUUCAGAAGGAAGCUAUUGCGAUGUAUAUAAAACACAACCAUUGGGCUGAUGCCUACAGGUUAUCAGAAGAAUUCCUUGGUAAAGAAGAAACAUUUGCUCUAUAUGAGGCUAAAGCUGAAGAACUGGAGCAACAGGGACGAUAUGCUGAUGCUGAACAGCUCUACGUCUCGAUUGGAAUGUCAAACAGAGCUGUAAUGAUGUAUAGAAAUGCAGAACGAAAUGAUGACGUAAUUCGACUGGUUGAACAAUACCAUGGAGAACAUCUGCAGGAUACACAUAAGCGACUGGGAAUGGAGCAUGAAGAACGUGGAGACUUACGCCUUGCUGAAGAGGAAUACCUCAAAGCUGGGGAUGUUAAAGCAGCUAUAAAUAUGUAUAGAGAAAAAGAAAUGUGGACAGAUGCGUAUCGUUUGGCAAGAAGUGAAGGAGGCGAACAGGAACAGAAACAGGUAGCAUUGCUUUGGGCGAAAAGUUUGGGUGGAGAGGCCGGUGUGAAAUUAUUGAACAAAUAUGGAAUGCUCAAUGAGGCUAUAGAUCACUUUAGUGAGAUUGGGACAUUCGACUUUGCCUUUGAAUUAGCAAGACUGGGAGCGAAAGAAAGACUACCUGGAGUGCACAUGCGUAUGGCAGUACAAAUGGAAGAAGAAGGACGACUUGAUCAGGCUGCUCAUCAUUUUAUCGAAGCUGGCAAACCUUCCGAAGCUGUUGCUAUGUAUGUACAUGAAGGCGAUUGGGCAAAUGCCGAGCAAGUAGCGAAAGAACACGCGCCCGAGGCAUUGUCAGACGUGUUCAUAGCCCAAGCACGUAAAGCACUAGAAGAAGAAGAUUGUCAUCGAGCAGAAAGCUGUCUUUUACGUGCUAAUAGGCCAGACAUCAUUCUAAAAUUCUACCAAGAAAAUGGAAUGUGGCCAGAUGCAUUGAGAAUUGCUAAGGAGUAUCUUCCACACCAGCUGCUGCAACUCCAGGAAGAUUUCGAACAAGUAGAGCUGCUUGGAGGUGGACGUGGUGUGAAUUCUUUACUAGCACAAGGUCGUGCAUUUGAAGAACAACGAGAUUGGGCUAAAGCUGUUCAGGCUUAUCUGAAGGUUAACGCAGGCACUACAAAUGACGCUUCAUUGAUAAAUGAUGCUCUUUUGAAAAGUGCUGAUCUUGUGCUACGUUUUCUUGCUUCCACUGAUGAAGAGCUGGUGAUGAGAGUUGUCGAUGCUCUCGAAGCAAACAAAAUGUACGAAAAGAUGGCUGAACUAUUGAUAGCCAUUGGACAGAAUCGACAAGCAGUGGCAGCUUUGGUUCGAGCUCAGCAAUGGUCCAAAGCUAAACAGGUCGCGACAGAGCUGGUCCCAGAUAUGGUGGCCGAGGUUGAAGGACAAUACAAGGAAUGGCUGACACAAGAAGGUCGAGUUGGAGAGCUGAUUGACGUCGAUGUCAUAUCAGCUAUUGACUUGCUUAUUGCUAAAGAUCAGUGGGAGAAAGCACUGGAGACAGCUCGACAACAGAAACACAAACCUCUUCUGGACAAAUAUGUGGCACAGUAUGCUGCUGUGUUGCUUGAACACAAUGACAUAGAUCUUAUGCUCAGAGUUUUUGAAAAAUAUGGAGCUUCGUCCAACCCUGCAAACUUCAACUUGUACAAACUUAUACUGGACAAAACAGUGGCGCAGUCAUUCAGCACACCUUCAGAUGAGUUUAAUGCACUUAGUCCUAUUCGCGAUCUUUUUCUUUCUGUGUAUGAGCAACUGGUCAAGGAAAAUUCUGAAAGCCAAUAUAUUUUUGAAAGGUAUGUCCAUGCCUUGCAUCUGAUGACGAUCCGAAGUGCAAUGGAGGACAUACAAACAGACGAUUCGCAACAACUUCGUCUGCAACAAUCCAUCUCUCUUCUGCGUUAUUCUGAUCUCAUUCCAGCAGAUAGAGUUUUCUAUCAAGCUGGAAUGGCAGCUAAGGAUGCUGGUGGAGACUAUGCACCGUUAGCGUUCCUGCUGUUAAAUCAUUACCUGGAUCUCGUCGACGCUAUUGAUGAAGGUGACGCUUCACUCGUUGAUUACUCUCCUUUCGAAGGAACUGACAUCCCAUCUGAAGUGCCGCUUCCUGAACGACCAUGGGUAGAGAGUUCCAUGCAUGAAGAAAUCAAAGAGUGGGUACUGGCCACUUCGGUGGACGAUGGAGCCAGACGAGAGCUAAAACACGACUCGCGCGGCCUUUUCGAAGCAACCAUCGAGGCUAACGGCGAAAAAUGGCCUGAGUGUAUUAUUACUGGUUACCCAAUAACGCGGACAAAAGUGGAUUUCGGAGAUCUUUGCGCAGACAAAGACAACCUCAACCGAUUUUUGAUAGCAAUCAAGACCACUCCGACCGACCAGCUUAUCAAUGUACAGGAAUUUAUGUCGAGAUGGGCCGAUCAUCCACUAAACAUGUCAUUGUAACGAGUGAAAAAGUG
Cylicocyclus nassatus is the source of this 5225-nucleotide messenger RNA. The record is from the annotation of a GenBank genome assembly. Lineage: Eukaryota; Metazoa; Nematoda; Chromadorea; Rhabditida; Strongylidae.